AUGGGCCCCUCUGAGAUCGGCCUGCUGGCCACCGUAGGAGUCACUGAGGUGGAGGUGCAGAAGUUCCCAGUGGUGGCUGUCAUGUCCACUGGCAACGAGGUGAACACACACAUAUACAUGCACACAUAUUUUGCCAUCUCUCAUGGUGUCUUUAAUACCCGGGUUUGGGGUGGCAGAUAGCCUAGAGGUUAGAGAGGCGAAUAGGACAUCAACCGAUUGUCGGUUUGAAUCCCGGGUCUGACGGGAAAAUCUUGCAGGAUGUGAGACGGUUUCCUGUAGACAAUGAACAAUAAAGGAAUGUUCUUCUUUGCGUGCGUGUGUGUGCGUGUGUGCGUGUGUGUGCGUGUGUGCGUGUGUGUGUGCGUGUGUGCGUGUGUGUGCGUGCGUGUGUGUGCGUGUGUGUGCGUGUGUGCGUGUGUGUGCGUGUGUGUGCGUGUGUGCGUGCGUGUGCGUGCGUGUGCGUGUGUGUGCGUGUGUGCGUGUGUGCGUGUGUGUGCGUGUGUGCGUGUGUGUGCGUGUGUGCGUGCGUGUGUGUGCGUGCGUGUGCGUGCGUGUGCGUGUGUGUGCGUAGCUGUUGAACCCAGAGGAUGACCUGCACCCAGGGAAGAUCAGGGACAGUAACAGAUCUACACUGCUGGCCACCAUUCAGGAACAUGGCUACCCUACCAUCAACCUGGGCAUCGUCGGAGACAAGUCAGUCAACAACAUUCAAUCAUAACCCUCAGUAACAAUGGCUUCAUCUACCCUCCUAGAAAACAUUGGGCUGGUUUCCUGGACAUACAUUAACCCUAGUCCUGGACUAAAAGCAUGCUCAAUGGAGAAUCUGAAAGUGCUUUUUAGUCCAGCACAAGGCUAUAAUCUGUGUCUGGAAAGCUAUAGAUUAAUCUACAAUCAGAAAGAUGGGAGGGUAUGAACUGUGACCCGUGACCUUUCCCCUACAGCCCAGACGACCUCCUUAACGCCCUGAACGAGGGCAUCAGCCGUGCUGACGUCAUCAUCACCUCAGGGGGUGUGUCCAUGGGAGAGAAGGUAAGAUUAUAUAAAACUUAUUAGAAGUUAAAAAAUAAUAAGGUAAUGAGGUGUGAGGCAGCGAGCUCAUUUAGAUAUAUUGUAGAGCUAAGUAAAUUCCAUAAUGGCUCGGGAGUAGGGGCUAGUGGCAUUGUCCUUUGUCAGAUGGCAUCAUUCUAACACGACACGCAGUUGAGACAAUUGGGCUAGGGGUGGAGUUUGGUCUCUAUGUUGAACCUCAAGUACUGUGCAUCUUGCUACACUCUGCUGUCCCCUGCUGUUCUGAUCCAGCUGUUACUUCUGCUGUUCUGAUCCAGCUGUUAUUCCUGCUGUUCUGAUCCAGCUGUUACUCCUGCUGUUCUGAUCCAGCUGUUACUCCUGCUGUUCUGAUCUAGCGGUUACUCCUGCUGUUCUGAUCCAGCUGUUACUCCUGCUGUUCUGAUCCAGCUGUUACUUCUGAUGUUCUGAUCCAGCUGUUACUCCUGCUGUUCUGAUCUAGCGGUUACUCCUGCUGUUCUGAUCCAGCUGUUACUCCUGCUGUUCUGAUCCAGCUGUUACUCCUGCUGUUCUCAUCCAGCUGUUACUCCUGCUGUUCUGAUCCAGCUGUUACUCCUGCUGUUCUGAUCCAGCUGUUACUCCUGCUGUUCUGAUCCAGCUGUUACUCCUGCUGUUCUGAUCCAGCUGUUACUCCUGCUGUUCUGAUCCAGCUGUUACUCCUGCUGUUCUCAUCCAGCUGUUACUCCUGCUGUUCUCAUCCAGCUGUUACUCCUGCUGUUCUGAUCCAGCUGUUACUCCUGCUGUUCUGAUCCAGCUGUUACUCCUGCUGUUCUGAUCCAGCUGUUACUCCAGCUGUUCUGAUCCAGCUGUUACUCCUGCUGUUCUCAUCCAGCUGUUACUCCUGCUGUUCUGAUCCAGGAUGUUACUCCUGCUGUUCUCAUCCAGCUGGUUUGGCUGACCUUACUGCUUAGCUGAAUUCUUUGCUUCUCUCUGGGUUUUCUGCUCCAAUUACCUCUGUUAUUGGAUCACACAUGUACACCUCACCCUCAGACAGACAUGGAAACGUGUCAGUGGAGAUAAUCAAAGUUUCAGUUUAAACCCACUGACUCGAUAAGAAGUUUAACACUCCUAUGACAACUUCUUCCUCAACAUCAAUAUAAUAAAAGGAACUUUAUAAUUUAAUUUAAUUCAAUUAACUUUAUCGGCAUGAAAUACACUGUAAAUACAACACAAUAAUAUACAAUGUAUCUCUUUAUGUUUCAGGACUACCUGAAGCAGGUGCUUGACAUUGACCUCCACGCCCAGAUCCACUUUGGACGGGUCUUUAUGAAGCCAGGGUGAGACAUUUCUUUAAAAAUAUACAUUAAGCUACCAAAGUUUAGAGGGAUAUGUCUUUUUAAUUCAUAAAGUGAGGAUGGUUUAGGAGAGACGGAUAGUGAAUCUUGGUUCGUCUUCUGUUCUCUUCUCUUAGUCUCCCCACCACGUUCGCCACUGUAGACAUUGACGGGGCACGGAAACUGAUAUUUGCCCUACCAGGUAUGUGUUUAUGAGAUCUGCAUGUGGUGUACUGUAUAUACAGUAUCUGUUGUUUGUGUGUAGGCCCGUAAAUGUUGUUGUUGAGUCUUAGGACUGGCAGGGGAUCGCCGGCCUUGACUGAGAUCUCAGACACACAUCUGUGUCUCUGCUCUGAGUCCAAAACACCACCAUUUAACAACCAAAUAUAUGUUUCCCUGAGAGAAACAUGUUAUUAAUCCAGCAGCAUGCCCUCAGACAGAGAUAAUGUUUCUCUUUAAACACACUCCCCUUUCAGUUUCUACAGCAUCCUGGAACAAAACUGCCUUCCUUCCACAGCAGCAGUUUUUUUCCCGAUUGAUCAUUUACAUUUUGUAUCUGAGUUGUCGUUUGUAUUAUAAAUAUGUUCGUGUGAGGGAAUGUUUUAUACCAGCCCUCCAAAACCGUGCUCCUAUGUUUUACCUCAGACCCACCCAGCUAUAAACAUCAAACCUCAGCCAGCCCAGACCCUUAUGCACACCAAACCUGAAAUUUGACCCCUAUUUGACCCACCCAACCAACCAAAAAGCCCUGCUGUCAGCAACCUCUUGUCCUUCUACUCUCCCAGCCCCCCCUGUACCUCGACCUCUCCAUAGCCCCCAGCAGGCCCCCUUGCCUAUGCCUGUCCUAUUGCCUCCCCCAGCCCCCCUGCCUCUGCCCAUCCUACGUAUGUUCGGUGGGCUAGUCUGUGGCUGUGGUGACCGCCACUCUUUUUAUAUUCCUCCUUUAAGGUAAUUUCACCUUCAGAGAUACAGGCGCCAUUCUCAUCGACCCUGUCCCCGACAGUGAGGCAAGCAGGGUGCCCGUGCCACCGCCCCCGCGCGGAAGUAGGUGCUACCACCGUGGUUGACCGUACCGUUCAGUGUGCUCACUGCUCUCUACCUGAAAGCAAGCUUACUUCAACUGAGCUCAGAAAACGGAAUUUAAACUGAAAAUAGGAAAAUGGUUUUUCUUUAAGUGCUUAACUGAAACUUGACCGAACUCAAAUGAUAUGGGCUUAAAAUUAUCUCAAAAUGCAAACUGGAGGCCAAAUUAACCAAAUUAACAAAUGUACUUUUAUUUAAUUUUUGUGUCCCAAACUUUGGGCAUGUUUGGACAUGUUUGGGGGCAUUUCUUUCUGUUUUUUUAGUAGUGAUUAAGCUAAAUAAGAUCACUACACCUUUUAGUAAACCCAAACUUGAAUCUUAACAAAAUUAUUAACAUAAAAUAAAGAGUUGUUCUUUUCUUAUGUGAUUUUCUGUUCUGUUUUCUGAGAGAGAAAUAUUGUUUUGUUUCUUUAACGUUUCUGUGGCGUUGCUGUUGGUUCUGUCGCGCCUCGUUCUGUUUCAGUGUCCUCCCGAGCCCCUGCCCCUGCGGAUAUCUUUCCCAUGAUUCCAUGCUGUUGCUUGUUGUUGUGAUUUGAGAGCGCUACUCACCCUUCCCCCUGCUGUUUCAUUUUAUUUGACCUUUUUUGACACCUCCCAUCACCGCUGCUGGUUGGUGUAAAGAGAGAGCACUCACAAACUUUUCCCACUCUCCCCAAAGAGCGCUCACCCUCUUCUCCCACUCCCCUAAAGAGUGUACCCCACCAGUCCCUCUUCUGUGCACACCUAAAAAGGCAGAAGCGUACCUGUCUCAACUGUCUGCUUCCCCCAGCCCGGGCUCCCAGCCCAAGUCCCCAGCCCAAGUCCCCGUCCCAGCCCGGCCCCAUACUGACAGGCCAGUGGGGUGAGAAGAGAACCACUCUGCUCUCUGCACUGAGCCCUUAUCCUGUCCUACAGGGGCUGCCAGCUGGAGCAUGUCAAUAACAACAGUGCUCUUCCACCCCAACCCGUCCAAACCUUCCCUGGCCUAUCCUGUCAUCUCUCCCCUUAGCCCUCUGAACAGCGGUAAUGUCACGUCCUUGUCGCCCUCUCAUCCUCAGCCCCUCUCUCUCUGUUGGUCAGGUAACCCAGUGUCUGCGGUUGUCACCUGUAACCUCUUCGUCAUCCCUGCUCUGAGGAAGAUGCAGGGGAUCCUGGACCCUCGGCCCACCAUCAUCAAAGCCAGGGUAAGUUAACAGCAGAGUAAUAUAUAUAUAUAUAUAUAUUUUUUCAUUAAUUUUUUUACACAUAGCUUUAAUGCAAAUACAUUAGGGUUUAAAGUUGAGUGUGAUGUCAUCAUUCUGCGCCCUGCUCUCUCCUGUGUGUGUAAACAGCUUUCCUGUGAUGUAAAGUUGGACCCUCGUCCUGAGUACCACCGCUGCAUCCUGACAUGGCACCACCAGGAGCCUCUGCCAUGGGCACAGAGCACAGGUAUUAUCACAUACACACAAUAGUUUGUCAUCAGCACGUUUGCAUGGAAAAAAUGAAUAAGGGAAAAUGCGUAUCAAAAAGUUGAUCCUUGUCAUGUUAUUGGCUCUCUCUCUCUGUCUCCCCACCCUCCUCCCUCUCUCUCCCCCCUCUCCUCCCUCUCUCUCCCCCCUCUAUCCCUCUCUGCCAACCCUCUCCUUCUUUCGCGCUCUCGCUCUGUCUCUCUCUUAAUCUCUCUCUGUCUCUCUCUCUCACCCCCUACAGGAAAUCAGAUGAGUAGUCGACUGAUGAGCAUGAGGAGUGCCAACGGGCUGCUGAUGUUGCCUCCUAAAACAGAGCAAUAUGUGGAGCUGCAUAAAGGAGAGGUUGUGGAUGUGAUGGUCAUAGGACGACUAUGAUGAUGUCUUCUUACGGGGACAGAUAGAUAGAUAGGAAGAGAAAGUGGUGCAUGUCCACAUAUCAUAACUAUUCUGUAAUAUGCAACGGCACAGCUAGUUUUUAUUGAUUUGGAUAAUAAAGUUAAUCAAGUAUAAUUAAUCAACAUCUCGAACACAAAAUAAAUGAGUACAUACAUUGAUCAUGAAAUCUGAAUUUGAAAAGAUUGUAUUUCAAAGAAAGACAAAAUGUUAUACCUUUUAAAAGUGAAAAUAAUAUAUAAAACAUAAUAGAUUUAUUCUGUAAUAUAUUAUUAUUAUAAUAUUAUUAUUAUUAAUAUUAUAUUGUCAUAUUAAGCAACUCUGUUUCUCAUUCAUCCUCGCAAUUGCUCUGUGUUUUCAACCCUAGAACUUAUAGAUAGAUAGCAGUAGCAUUUCAAUAACAAGCUUUAGGUGCAAAGAAAACACACAAGAAAACUAUUUUCUUAUCUCACUAAAAAAAGAUAGAAAAUACAUCUCUUGUUUUUGAACAAGGAAAACCCCUUGGAGAUAAUGUCAGAAGUCCCCCUUGGGCU
Messenger RNA from Coregonus sp. 'balchen', 5775 nucleotides. NCBI's taxonomy places the organism in Eukaryota, Metazoa, Chordata, Actinopteri, Salmoniformes, Salmonidae. The record is from the annotation of a GenBank genome assembly.